GACGUCAUAAUUGCUCCUCACUUCGCGCACCUUCCAGCACUGCUAUUGUACUGUCGGCAAAUAUGGCGCCCGCUAGCAGUUGUUGUGCUGUCGUGUGCUUUUGUAACUAAAACUCCGUUUUGACAUCACUUUCAUCAUAAUCUGAAAAAAAUAAUAAUAAUAUAUAAAAAAAACAACAACAAAUAUGAAAAAAAUAUAAAAAAAAAUCACCAUCGAAAACGAAUCAAAAAAUAAUACAUACAAAUAUAAAACGCAAAUAAUUGAAAGUUACAGCAGAAAUAAAAAACAACAACAUAGCUCAAAAGGAAAAAGUCAAAGCAAAAACUUUUUACGUUUUUUGGACUCUUUGUUUUUGUUUCGUUUGCUUUGCAAAGAAAACCACACAAAACAGAAAAAACGAGAAUUUUUACGCCGCCCGUCGGUGUGAGCGAGACAGACAGAGAGAGAGGGAGAUAAAGCGACUGCGCAAAUAAAAAAGAAAACAAAACAACAAACAACAUAAAAAAAACAAGCCAAGCUUGAAACGAAGACUUUCAAAUAAAACAACAACAAAACCAACAACAAACCAAACAAAUUGAAACGCUGUGAAAUUAACUCGUCAAUACUCAAAAGCACCAACAAAUAAAUAAACAAAAAGAAAAGCUAAAACAAAAUAAAAGGCAAACCACUAAGGAGCAAGUAAAGCGGAGUUUAACAAGAAAACGGCAAAAGCACUGAAAACAAAAAAGCAACGGGAAACGAAACUAACGUGAAGUCAAAGAAACGGCGCUGCGGCGUUCGGACUCUCGAAUAAAACAAAAACAAUUCAAGCUAAACUGCAAAAACCACACUUGGAAAAACGCUAAAUAAAUCCCAAAUUCCUCAUUAUUUUUCCUGAAAAGCUUUAAUUUAAUUACGAAUUUUUUGUUGUUAAGUCAGAGUGAAUUCAAUUUGCUAAUUAAUUUAAAUUAAGACAUCAACAACCGAGCUACAAAAGCAGCAACAACAACAAACAACAACAAACAACAACCAACAAACAACUGAAUUAAUGUUUUAAAGUACAAAAUAACCGGGAGUAAAUCAACAACAAAUAAUUUAAACAUAUUAAAAACGAUUUAAUUUAAAACGCAACAUCAAUCUAAAUUAUUUAACUAAACAUAAAAACAAACACUGCUAGAAUUUAAGUCCAAAGGCAACUGAUAAACGCCCACAAGGGCGAAAGGGAAGUGAGAGACAGAGCGAUAAACGUAGGAAGAAGCAAGGAGAGCUGAAUAAAACCGAUCAAGCAACAAUUGUGCCGCAAAAAAAAGUGUGAAUAAAAAAUAUAUACUAAAAAAAAUAACGGUAACAAUAAAGAAAACAUUUAAAACCAAAAAUCUACAAGAAUUCUAUAAAUUUUAAGUCACGUUUUACACAGACCUACAACAACAACACCAGCAAUUGAACUUAGCCAAUAAAUUUAAUUAAAACAAUAAAUUAGUGAAAAUAAAAAUAAACGGAUUAAGCAAAUAUAUAUAGCGAACUCAUAACAAAUUCAAAACUGCGGCCUUGUGCCAAAAAAACAGUUUUUAUUUUUUCCAAUAAAGCAUUGUUUUUUACUAGUUUUCAAUUCAGAUUUUUUUAUAAGUGUACCUAGUGAGAAAUGUUAAAAGUCUAAAACAGCAAAAGCAACUGCAACAAACGGAAGUAAAACGGAGAAAAGAAAAACAAAACAAAUUCAAAGAAAGAUUUAACAACUCUGUGAUAAUUACUGUAAAUUUAUAAAUUUAAAAAAACAAAAACGGAAAAAACGCAAAGAAAAACCACAAAAAAAUCUCUAAUUAAAUGAAAGGAAAACCCCGUAAUUUUUAACAGUAGGCGAAGAAGAAGAAGGAGCGAAAGAGGAAGCAGAAUGCAGAAAAACAUCUUAAACCAACAACAACUUUACACUUAAGAGCAAAUGCAAAUGAAAAGAUAAAAAACAUUGAAACAAAUUCGUGAUAUCUUAAAGGACUUCGAUACAUAUAUACUAUAGUAUAUUAUAUAUUAUAUUAUAUAAACUAUUAAACUAAGCUUAAAUCUAGUGAGCGUCAACCGAGAAAGCAAAAACAAAACAAUGGAAUAAGUGAAUAAACAACAAAACCAACCAACACAAAGCAAAAAAUAAAAACCCUAGGUUAUGAAAAGACUUCAAAACGCAUUCAAAAAAUAUAUAUAUUUAAACAAAACAAAAUAAAUCGUAGACUUAAAGUUCAACAUAGUAAAUGAGCGAGGAUAACUUUACAUAACGGGUGUCCUAUAUCUAUUAUAUACAUAUAUAAAAACAAAAAAACAUUAAAACUCAUAAUUUUUGCUUAGUGAAUAGUAAAUGAAACAGCAAUAAAACAGCAACAAAAACAACAAAAAAAGAAAAACAAAUUAUACAAAUUGUGCAACCGAAAAGUAAUAGCAACGUACAGCGAAACAAAAUAGGAAAUCGACACAGAAAGAAAGAGAGAGAGAGAGAGAGAGCGAGGAACCGGAAACGGAAGUCCCGAGAAGAGGAAGAAGGAGAUUUAAACCUCGUUCCCAAAAAAUCAUCGUUGUACUAAAGGUAUUCGAAAGUAAAUAAAAAAUCACUACUACUUCCUAUAAACCACAACGAUUGCCUACAAAAUAUAUAUUAUAUAUAUGUAUACUAAAUAGAAAACAAUAUAAUCAAGCAAAACACACAAAAUAUUCAAAUAUCAAACAAAGCUAAUCUAACCCAAAAGUAAAAAGUAUUCCCAGUGUAUUUUUCUAGUAAAACUAAAGUAAAAAUAUAAAAAAAAAUCAACCAAAUUCAUUUCAAACAAAAUGCAAUAAUUCAAUAAUAAUUCAAAACUCGAACAAAAACAAAAAACACCAACGGCAGCAGCUGGUGUGCAUUUUCAUCGUAAAACCACAAUAUUUUGAAUACACAAAACAAGCAAAACAAAUAUUUCAAGAACAACAACUUUAGAAAGAAAAACAACCUACAACAGACCCAGGAAGGAACUUCAAACUACCAAAACAAACCAACAACGUUACAAUAUUUGUCGGCAUUUUUUACAAGAAAUAUAAAAACACAAAACAACAAGGAACACAAAAAACCAACAAACAAACAAACCAACAACAGCAAAGGAAAGCUAAGUAAAACAACCACAUUUUUUGCGGGGCAUGCCCUCAAGAAAAGACAAAAAUUUUUAUUAACUUCGAAGACAAGGAAUUUCAGUGCCUCUUGUGCCAGUGUUUAGCCAAAAUAUAUAUACACAAAAAACAAAACAAACAACAAAUAAAAAACAAAUACGUAUUUAUUGCUUAGUUUUUUCUCUUUGAUAUAAAACUACACGAAAAAUAUAAAAAAAAGAACAAAAAACAUAAAAACAAAAUUUAACAGAAGUGAUAUCACGAAAUCUGUUUUCGGUCAUUUUUCGCGCUUUCUUCAACUUUAACUCUCGUUCCAAUAAUUCUCGUCAUUCGCAUCCAUUAUUGGUAAAUCGGAUUAAACCACUGACCAUCCGAUAACACCUCUUACAUCGCAAUCACCAUCGCCAAGAACCAGUCUCCAAUUUGCUAGUCCUUAUCAGCAUUUUCUUUGUUUGUUAAUAUCCAAUCAAUCAAACAUGAAUACCCAAUCGAAGGUGUACCGUAUCGGCGAAGAAAUCUAUGACAACUUGCCAUGCGAUAGUUAUUUCAACAUGAAUGCCGUUCGCAACCUGGGAAUCCCAACAACGUUUCCGACCAUUGGAACAUUUACACUUGACUCUAUUACGUUGGGACUGCAGCCGCAGGGUCAGGGCCCGUCGCCCCAGCAGCAGCAGCAGCAGCAGCAUCAACAACAACAGCAGCAGCAGCAGCAGCAGCAGCAACAACAUCAGCAGAAUAUGCAUCACCAUCAACAUCAGCAGCAACACAUGCAGCAGCAGCAGCAACAACAACAACAUCAGCAGCAGCAGCAGCAACAACAACAACAUCAGCAGCAGCAACACCAACAGCAGCAGCAACAACAACAGCAUCCAACCAUUGGAAUGUUCGAUGCCAACGAGGUUAACGAUGUCAUCCAGAAUCCUCCUCAAAUCGGAGUAUUCCAGUCUAACAGCGUUCUGACCAACGGAGCCGGCAGUGGCUCCUCGAUCUUUGGCUCCCAGUCGAGCAAUUCAUCGGCGGCAGCUGCAGAUCCCAGCCAGACCACCCGGGAAACUGGCAUCAUUGAAAAGUUGUUGCAUUCGUAUGGAUUCAUUCAGUGCUGUGAGCGGCAGGCGCGUCUUUUCUUUCACUUCUCGCAAUUCAGCGGUAAUAUUGAUCAUUUGAAAAUCGGAGAUCCCGUGGAGUUUGAGAUGACCUAUGAUCGCCGCACCGGCAAGCCGAUAGCUAGUCAAGUAUCAAAAAUAGCCCCAGAGGUUGUUCUCUCCGAGGAGCGGGUCACCGGCACGGUGACCACCGAGCUGCGCACAGAUAGCGCCAACAAUGUGCUCAACUCCAGCGAGACCACAGGUCGCAUAAGCUAUGAGAACCGAGGCGAAUGCUUCUUUUUACCCUAUACCAAAGACGAUGUGGAAGGUAAUGUCAACUUGCGCGCUGGCGACAAGGUCAGCUUUCAAAUCGCAACGAACCAAAGAGGUAAUCUAGGCGCCUGCCAUAUUCGCCUGGAAAAUCCGGCUCAGCCGGUUAAGUAUCGUGGGGUUGUCUGCUCGAUGAAGGAAUCGUUUGGCUUUAUCGAACGUGCCGAUGUGGUCAAGGAGAUUUUCUUCCACUUCUCAGAGGCUGAGGGCAAUGUUGAGCUGCGUCCCGGUGACGAUGUUGAGUUCACCAUUCAGACGCGGAGCGUAAGUGGCAGUGGCGAUCCGACCAAUCCCAAUAUGCUUCAAUCAAAAAUGCAGUCUGCAUCUGUGCCUCCGCAGGGCCGUGAAUUUGCGUGCAACAUCACGCGCCUAGCUCCGGGAUCAGUGAUCUUUGAAGACGUGGACAGCACGGUGUAUAAGGGCCAGGUGCUUAAGUCGCUUGAUCGCAACAACCCGGUGCGCCAGAACAAUGAUCCCUUGCCGGGCCGUAUUCGUUAUAGGGCCUUGGAUUACUCCGAGGUGGAGGUUCCAUUCGGGGACAAGGAUCAAAAGGGUGACUUCACCCUGCGCCACGGCGAUUGGGUGCAGUUCCUCCUUGCCACGGAUCGGCGUGAUCAAUUGCAGCGGGCCACAUCGAUUGCCCUGUUGGACGAGACAUUCAAGGUUUCCGGCGAGAAGCGGGAGCAGGGCACCAUCGCCUCUCUCAAGGAGGGCUUCGGAUUCCUGCGCUGCGUAGAGCGUCAGGCUCGUUUAUUUUUCCACUUUACUGAAGUUUUAGAUACGAGCCGCGAAAUCGAUAUCAACGAUGAGGUAGAAUUCACUGUCAUUCAGGAGCCUGGAUUGGCCUAUAAUAACUCGCGUUUGCAGGCCAUACGCAUUAAACACUUGCCGCCCAACUCAGUGCAAUUUGAAACUCUAGUGGCCAGCAACAUAGAAGGAUGUGUAACUCGCGAGGCGCCCAAGAGCCCAAUUAAAUCUCAAGAUCGCGUCGAGGGCGGUGUGAUUACCUAUGAACAUGCCGAUGUUAAAAAGACUAUAAUGUAUUUUCUUAAAGACUGCGAAAAACCACCAAGGAUUGGGGAGCGCGUGCGCUUCGAUAUUUACAUGGUCAAACGUAACAAGGAGUGUAUAGCCGUCAACGUACAGCAAGUAUCGCUGCAUCAGCAGCAACAACAGCAGCAACAGCAGUUGCAUCUUAAUCAGUCGAGUGCUGGGGCAAAUAUCAACCAAAAUGACCAGCUGGGAGGAUUGUCGAAUGGAAUCAGUAGCAGCAGCUCGAAUGCUUCGCUACAGAAUGGCUAUGUCAUGCACGGCAGCCCUGGCGGCAGCACCAGCAGCGUGGGCAGCAACAAUCCGGGUCAUCUGGAUGAGUUCAAGAUGGAGAACAACAACCAUGCCGGAUCCGAUGCCGGUCAGGUGUACCGUGGCUUCAUAGCCGUUAUGAAGGAGAACUUUGGAUUCAUUGAGACUUUGUCCCACGACGAGGAGGUCUUCUUUCACUUUAGCAACUAUAUGGGCAAUCCCAAUUGGUUGGAGCUGGGUCAGGAGGUGGAGUACACUCUCGCUCGAAAUGGGAAUACAUCCGUUUCUGGAAACUGCCUGCCGGCGGAAAAUGUCCGCAUGCUGCCAAAGAACUCUAUUCCCCAGCCGGCUGUGCUGGAAACCACACACAAUGGCGUGGUAGCACGUCCACUGCGUUGCAUCAAUCCCGACCAGCAGGAAUAUGCCGGUCUCAUUGAAAUCCUCGAUGAGCUACGUACCACUGUCAUUUCGCAACACGAAUUCGGGAUCACUAGUCUGGUGAACAAGAGGGAUCUGCUCCAAAAGGGCGAUCUCGUUAGCUUCCGCAUCGAUGAGAGUGGUCGAGCAGCAUGCGUGAAUGCCGUAAGGCAGAAGAAGCGUGCCACUGUGGACUCCAUCAAGGGUCAGUUUGGUUUUCUCAACUUUGAGGUGGAGGACGGCAAAAAACUGUUCUUCCACAUGUCUGAGGUGCAGGGCAAUACUGUCGCUUUACAUCCAGGCGAUACUGUGGAGUUCUCCGUGGUCACCAAUCAGCGCAAUGGAAAGUCGUCGGCAUGCAAUGUUCUGAAAAUAAACGAUCGUCCGGAUCGUCUGAUCUCGCGCCUUAAGCUCAACGGCGAUGACACUGUGCCGCGCCUGAUCCUCAUUCGCGCACCCAAGGGACCGCAGGGCAAGGGCUUUUCCGUUCUAGCGCGUCAUCCACGCAUUCCAGGCAACUUGGUGGAGUAGAUUGCUGAAGAAGUUGUAUAAGCAAGCCAGGAUAUUAGAUGCACAUCAAAGACAACUACCUACAGCUACAUAUAUUCUUGUACGCAAGCCAUAACCGAGCAGGCUACCACCAAUCAACAAACUAACAGCAACGUGAACUGGUCGCCCCUACCAUACAUACAGCAACAUUUAUAACGAAUAUAAUCCCUAGAACCAAGCAAACACUAUUGGAAACGAUUGUAAUUCAUAAUAAUGGAUAGCAAUGGCAUACAUUUAAUAUUUACGAAACUACAAUACUUAACGGCAACUCAAACAAGAGAGCUCUUCGUGUCUGAAAUCGAAACUUAUUUGUAAUAUUACCAACUAACCCCUCCACCAUUGUAACGCUUUGUUUUCAACUCGGCGCAACGGUGAUCCGAGUUGUGGCCAGGUUGAAGCAAAACGAAAUUGAAAUCCAAGUGUCUGAGAGAUGAAACCAAAACGUGUGUAUACGUAUACUAUUUUCUACUAGUUUGCUUCAAUUUAAACUAAUUAAAAAACCAAUGGGAUAAGUGAUGAGCGAGAGAGAGAGAGAAAACAAGGAACAUUAUAAUCUAUGAAGUAUUUAUUCUAGAAUUCUUCUGGCAACGAACUCCUUGCAUAAUUGCGUUAGAAAUCGUAUAAAUGCAACACUCUAUUAACAUUUAUCUAUGGCUGGCAUAGUUCCUGCUUCUACUGUAUCUUGAUCUACUCGUAUUCUUUGGUACUUCUCGAAAAAUGUUCUUUCACCGCUUUCAAUCUUACUGUUAACGAUUUAUAUUUAUUGAACAAUUGUUGUACUACGACUGCAAGUUAUGUAGGACAACGGUCGCAGCAGCGACGGCAAACAAAGAAAUCAAUCAAUGGAGUGAAGCAUGGAGAAAGUAUUUAUAUCUACAAGUACAUAUAUAUUUUACAUAUUCAUUAACGUAAACAUACCUAAUAUUAAUGUUAUUAUUUCCCAUGAUUUGAUCUUCGCUUGUAUAAACACGUCAAGUGGUUUUGCCAAUUCUUUAGUUGCAUUCAGACAGUUGCAUUAACUUAUUACAUAGCAAACAUAUUAUACAAAAAAAACAUAGCAUGCUACAUCGCAAAUAUUUAUUUAAAGCAACAACAAAUCGCAUUACGAAAACUCACAAAAAAUAAUCCAGGAGAGAUGGAAAUUACGAAAAGUUUUGUGUAACGAUGAAGAGCAAAUUUAAUUUGCUGCGCCAAAUCUGUUGAAACCAUUUAAUGAAGAUUAUAAAAAUAAUUUUUAAAAAAUCUACAUAUACGAAGAAAAAAAAAGCUACAAAAAAAUAAAACAAAACAAAAAAACAAGCAAACAAACUUUAUGAGCGUGUCGUGUGUCGGUAACAAAGAGCAAAUAUUGUGAAAAUUAUGAAUUUCAAUUACUAAAGAAACAAAAACUAAAUGUAACAAAAAGAUGAAAAAAAAAACACUUAACAAGCUAACAACAAAUUUGGGAUCAGUACGUCCUAUUAUAGCCAUGUUAUAUACAACUACAACAGAGCAAACACAAAAAAAAACAGAACUUACACUAAGCAGCAACACUGACACUCACAGACAAACAAACAACCAGAAAAACCAGAACAAAGAGCAUGAAAACAUAGUAACUUUAAUAUUGUAUAAGGAUUAUACAUCGUCGUACAUAUAACGAUAUAUGCGGGACACAAAUAUCCUGCAGGGCGGGUGGGCAAAUCGAGGUUGAUGGGAUGAUAAUGGGAUAAUCGACAGACAUGCCAAACGCCAUCGCCUUCGCCAUCGAAGCCCCGAAAAGAUUUUCCGAGUGGCCGGCAGCUGAGCGUUUAGAGUCAUUCAUGCAACGCAAGAAAUGAACAGCACAGUAACAAGGAUCCUUAUUGCGUGAAAAGCGACAAAACCAACAUGAAGACAUUUCAAGUAAAAACACACAACAAAAAAAUCGUAAAAACUGCAAAAAUGUAACAAAAACAUCAAAAAAAAAAUGAUACAAAAAAUAUACAAGAAAAAUACAUACAUACAUAUGUGCUUGAAUACGAAAAAAAAAUCGCAAACUAUAUAAGUCAAAUAAUACAACAACAAGAACAACAACAUAAUAAAUAAUAAAUACAUAUUUCAAUAAACUAAAAGCCCCCCUCUGCGUAUUUAUGUUAUCAACUACUGCUGGAGUCUGAGAGUGAAACGUAAUAAUAAUAUAUACUAUUUGAAAACUA
Molecule: messenger RNA, 8962 nt
Organism: Drosophila simulans
Lineage: Eukaryota; Metazoa; Arthropoda; Insecta; Diptera; Drosophilidae
Gene: Unr
Product: cold shock domain-containing protein E1
Exons: 10
Coding region: 3582-6770 (1062 amino acids)
Molecular function (GO): nucleic acid binding
Source: RefSeq, a predicted model, not a curated record